AACUAUUGAUAUGGUAUGCGAGGACUGUGAUGAAUUCAUUUGUGUUGAGUGCGCCAUUACAGAUCAUAGAGAUCAUGAUCCGAAGACUCUACCCACGGCAGCUACCGAAAGGAGGAGGAGUCUGCUUAAAUUUCUGAAGAGGGUCAAGGAAGAAGACCUGUUUGAGACUGAAAAGAAAAUAGAGAGGAUUCCAAAACAGAUCAAAGAAAAUAAAGAGCUUUGUGACUCUGAGAUUAAAAAGCUACAAAGGCAUUGUGAUGAGAUAAUGGCCAGACUGACAGAAAUCAGAAACCGCCAUGAACAAACAAUACGAGACAAUUUAGUUAAAAAGAAUGAUCAAUUGAAGCAUGUGAAAUCUGAGUUAGACAAGAAGAAAAGAGGAAUUUUUGACAUAAUGGAAUUCAUAGAGGAGAAGAACAGCACCAUGUCAGAUUACAGCUUGAUUGACAACCACAGAGAACUGAGGGAAAAGCUAUCUGAAUUGGAGGUUCAUAUGACAAACUGUGAAUAUUCAGUGAGGUUCACAAGAGGUGAAAUCAAAGAAGACUACCUUAAUUCUGUGGUUGGAAAAACUAUAGAUUUAGAUAAUAUUGCUGUGACUCAAAUUAACUCAUUCCAAUAUGGAAAUGAUCAAAUAUCUGUGUUGGAGACUUUCAGUGAGGACCAAUGUUACAUAAGAGAAUAUCAAUCACAAUAUUUAGAAAAAGUUAACAAGGAAGGAGAAAAAGAACAAAAAAUUAGUUUUACUUUAUAUGACUUGUGUGUGGCUGAAACUGGGGAGGUUUAUUUCACCGAUUUUAGAAAAACAAAGAAAUCCAUCAGCUGUCUUUCACCAUCAGGAUCUGUCUCUACAGUCAUCAGUACAGAUCCACUGGGACCAAUGGGGAUCUGUCAGUCAGUGGAUGGUGGACUACUGGUCACCCUGAGAGACGAUGAAUCGGAUCGUUACAAAUUAGACUCACACAGCAGACGUCUGGUGAGACACAUCACAGUGACAGGUGACGUCAUCCAUGAGUAUGAGUACCAGGAGGACGGUCAGACCAGACUGUUUACAUUUCCAUACAGAGUCACACAGAAUAGUAACAGUGAUAUCUGUGUAGUGAACAGUAAAAGUAAGACUACAAGUGAACUAGUGAUUAUGUCUUCUUCUGGGCGUUUAAAGUUUGUCUAUCGAGGACAGAACCUGAAAAAGAACUUUAAUCCAACCGAUGUAGUGUGUGACUCUCUCUGUAACAUCCUUGUUGUUGACCUUAACAAUUACCAUGUCCAUUUGUUGAGACUCGACGGGGAGUUCUUGAAGUUCUUACUGACAGACAAUGAAGUGAAGGGCCCAAUGCGAUUAUCACUGUUCAAGUCUAUUCUAUGGGUCGGAAACAAUAAAGGACAAAUUAAAGUAUUCCAGUACAGAGUGUAAAAUGAUUAGGUCCCCUUUUGUGGUUUAAAAUAUGUGUACUGUUGACAAAUCUGUCAACGAACUUUAAUCCUCUGAUGUAGCACGUGAUUGUUAAUUACUGACCUAACUUGCAAACAGAUCCAUGCAUUUGCUGUGUCCUGACGGGGAGUACUGACAGAGAAUAACAUGAAUGGUCCAUUAUUAAUUUCCACUUUCCCUAUACAAGUCUACACUGUAUAGGGAAUACCUUGAAGGACUUCUCAAAAUAUUGCAUAAUAUUAAGAUGUAAAAUGUAACAGAAGCAUUUUGUAUCGAAUUUAUUCAUCACAGAACAAAAAUGAGGUAAAAUAAUAAAUACAUACUCUGGUACAUAUUUACGGCAUCUACUGCAAAAUUAGGACUACCAUGGUUCAAAAGUUGUCACUAACUUAAGUCUUAAACUAUGUGUCAUCCCAUAACUGGUUUCAAUCUAAGAACAUAAGGUUCAAUCUUCUUAUUAAUGAGCUGUAAUAUAGAGUGAGACGUUCAUCCAAUUUACUUGUCAUUGAAUUUUUAAUUUAAAAAAAAAGUUCUUGAGGGACAAUACUGGACAAUUUUGU
Molecule: messenger RNA, 1992 nt
Organism: Saccostrea cuccullata (small rock oyster)
Lineage: Eukaryota; Metazoa; Mollusca; Bivalvia; Ostreida; Ostreidae
Exons: 1
Coding region: 11-1414 (467 amino acids)
Molecular function (GO): zinc ion binding
Source: RefSeq, a predicted model, not a curated record